UCCUCUCUCUCUCUCUCUCUCUCUCUCUCUCUUCUUUUCCGUGCUCCCCAAAUGGCUUCCAAAAUUUUGAUGCCAAACCCAGUUAUGAACAGUCAAGUUACGGCAUUAUCUUCAGUUGAGCUUUUUCCCAAGACUUCUCACUCUUUUGGGCAAGUUUGUUUUCCUAAAAAGCGUGAGUUAAACUCUCAAUUACAAUCUCGGAGAUCAGUAAUUGCUUCCGGUAUUGCAUCGCCGGCUGCAAAUAAGGCGAUUAAAGCGGCGAAAACCAGUUCAAUUUUGGCUCAUUUUUGGAGGGAGAUUCAAGGUUUUAACAACUGGGAAAAUCUCGUUGAGCCCUUGCACCCUCUUCUUCGUCAAGAAAUUAUACGCUAUGGCGAGUUUGUUACCGCCUGUUACAAGGCUUUUGACCUCGACGCCAACUCGAAACGAUACUUGAACUGCAAGUAUGGGAAAAAGAACAUGUUCAGAGAAAUUGGAAUGGAGAAUUCAGGCUAUGAAGUCACUAAGUACAUUUAUGCAACUCCAGAUAUCAACAUCCCCAUCCAAAAUGGCGCUUCCUGCGGACGUUGGGUCGGAUACGUUGCCGUUUCUUCUGAUGAUUCUGUUAAAAGGCUUGGUAGAAGAGAUAUUGUCAUUACAUUUCGAGGCACAGUGACAAACCCUGAAUGGGUCGCUAAUUUCAUGAGCUCAUUGACGCCGGCGAGGCUCGACCCUCACAAUCCGAGACCGGACAUGAAGGUCGAGUCCGGUUUUUUGAGCUUGUACACUUCAGAUGAAAACGAUAAGUUCGGUUUAGGAAGUUGUCGUGAGCAACUUUUAUCUGAAGUAUCGCGCCUUUUGAACAAAUACAAAGGCGAGGAAUUGAGCAUAACGUUGGCCGGUCACAGUAUGGGGAGUUCAUUAGCCCUACUUCUCGCGUAUGAUAUAGCAGAAUUGGGUUUAAAUUCAAACAGUGAUAAUCAUUCAGAGAUUCCAAUAACGGUUUUCUCAUACGGAGGGCCGAGGGUGGGAAACGCAGAAUUCAAACAACGGUGCGAGGAGUUGGGAGUGAAAGUGUUGCGAAUUGUGAAUAGUAAUGAUCCAAUUACAAAGCUUCCCGGGGUUGUUUUCAAUGAAAAUUUUAGGGUUUUGGGAGGGACGAGAUAUGAAUUUCCAUGGAGCUGUUCGUGCUAUGCACACGUGGGUGUCGAACUCGUUCUUGACUUCUUCAACAUGCAAAAUCCUUCAUGUGUACACGAUUUGGAGACAUAUAUCAGCUUACUUAAAUGCCCAAAUCCAGUGGAAAUUCAAAGGGAAGGUGUGGAUUUUUUUAAUAAAGCGAGAGAGUUGCUCUUGACUGCGCAAAAUUUUAACAUGUUUCCAUGGAAAAUUGCCGCGGAUAACAUGGUGAGUUUAUUAGUUCCAUCACAAAGGACAUAAAAGUUUCUGAAAAUUAAGUACAAAUUUGUAAUUAGGUAGAUGAAGAUGAAGAUGAUCAUGAGCUUCUUGGCCUUGUAAUUUUUUUCUGAAGUUAGAGAAGCUUAUUGUGAAAUUAAUUGUACAUUAGGAGGGAUGGAUAUCGAUUUUUGUGAGCCUGUGAAAUGAAUUCACAAGCUUGUUAUAGCUAUUGAAGCUUUAAAAUGAUUUUGUUGUAACUAAUAUUGAACAUA
Pistacia vera is the source of this 1649-nucleotide messenger RNA. RefSeq names its product galactolipase DONGLE, chloroplastic-like. The record is from RefSeq and is a predicted model, not a curated record. Lineage: Eukaryota; Viridiplantae; Streptophyta; Magnoliopsida; Sapindales; Anacardiaceae. The transcript has a single exon. The coding region runs from base 52 to 1419 and encodes 455 amino acids. Gene Ontology annotation, molecular function: glycerophospholipid phospholipase A1 activity. Gene Ontology annotation, biological process: jasmonic acid biosynthetic process. Gene Ontology annotation, cellular component: chloroplast.